AUGUUUUCGCGGGUGUUUCGACGAGGCCGAAGUGAACAAGUCAACGGUGACUGCACUGCACAUAACAGCGAUGAUGCUUGCCAAUUUGAAGGCAACGCGCCAGCUGCUGCUCGUGCCCGUCAAAAAGAGAGAGCGAGCAAUUCACGGCCACAUGAUGCAUCCGAUUAUGAAAUAAAGAAUGGCCAUUCCUGUUCUAGAGAGCUGCACAAAAAGCGCUGCAGCAAAGAUCUGUCGGAACCAGCAUCGCGCUCAAAUGGGACUUCACCCGCAGGCAGUGCCGCUUCAAACAGCUACGCGGCACUUGCAGGGCGCAUACGCUGGCAAAGUUCAGGCUACAAUCUUGAGGAUAUGAGCUCCAGCGCGGAUAAGAGCCGCCGUAAUUUAUACUGUGCUGCUUGUGGUGAGCUUGGGGGGGCUCUGUUGUGCCACGAGUGCAGUCCACGGCCUGAUGCUUUCCUUCUUCAUUACAGAAGGUCAUACAUGUACAAGGCUUUGGAUGUACUUUUGAGCAUAGCCGAAUUUUUUGGCCUUCAGCUCCGUCGAGCAUGGUUUUUGUUGCGGAGGUACUUGUUCACUGGCGCCGAAAAAUCACAGCCAAGUGCCGCUGUGCAUGAAAAAGCCGACGCUUGCGCUUUAAGCAAAAGUUCCCUGCCUCAAGGAAGCGCAAGCAUAAGCCGUCGAAGACGUUUGGCAGGCGACGCCCAAAGCAAAAACUUACGAGGAACUGAUUGUGUCCAGGCACGGCAACACCAACAAGAAGACACUCUGCUAACUCGAUCUAGAGACACUGCUGAGAGGGCUCAGUCGUCUCCAAAGCAAAACGAGCCACAGAAGCUUCAGCUGCACAGCCCUACAAACGUCACCCACACGUUUUGGGCCAUGGUAAACUUUGUGGAAGAUAUGCUGAUAAGUUGGUCUUAUGCACAUCCCUUACUAGUCUGGGCAGCGUGGGGCAUCCUGAGCCUUUGCUUUUACUGCGUUCUGAACUGCCUGUUAUGGCCAAUUCUGAUCGUCCUCUUUUUAGCGCGCCGGAUUCGAUUCUAUGUCUGGGCUGUUGUUGUAAGGUGGCGCAAUUCCAUCUUUUUUUCUGAAGACCUUGAAGCUCGUUUAGCAAAGCAGAUGAGUGCUUCUGAUGGCGCAGUUCGCCUCCCACUCUCUCAGCAAGCUACUAAACGAGGCAACUCUACUGAAAUAUUGUCUUUGCUGGAGAGCCAAGAGAAGCUUUUCUUUUCCAUGCCAUGGAUGGCGGUAACAGGUUUCUCUUACUGCGAAAGACUAACAUAUCAAGAGCUCUGCAUGGCUGUCACCCAGAAGCUCCUUAAGCCCAAAAGCGAAUAUGCGCGCUUAGCUAGCUGCAACGGGAGUGAUGCCUUGCUGAGCCAUUUACCAUUGUCGGCGUUUCUGCAUCCGCGGCUUCUCGCGAAAGUUGAUCGGGUGAUGGGGAGAUACUGCUGGGUUCGGCAGCCAGGUUUCCACGUGACGCAGCAGGUUGUGCGCUUUACAAAGAAAUCCAUCGACGUCUUCCGCCAACAGUGCUUUGGUGACGAGCAGGGCAUGCAGGAUAGUUGCAACCCAUUGAAGUGUUCCUGUUCAUGCAAGUCUGCAGCAGACUGCAAUUGUUUAAUGGACGAAUCAGAUGUGAUAUGCUUGGUCAAUGGGGCGCUUUCGCAGCCUCUGGACCCGACGAAACCCCUCUGGCAGUUCCUCUAUCUAGAGAAUGUCAUUGUGCCCCCGGAUCCUACAAGCAAUCCCUUAGAGAAGGAACGCAUUGGAAGUGUGGUCGUGUUCCGCAUGCACCACGUAGUGGGUGACGGGAUAUCCAUCACGCGCAUGUUUUUGAAGGACUUCCUGUGUUCAAUGCCGUCAAGCCCAGGGGGUACGAUCAUCGAGAAGCCCAUGGCCCACAAAGAAAUGGACGACAAACCAACCCCGUCAGAAAAGAGUGCUCCUGCUGAGGCCAGUGGGGAAACCUGCCAUGGCCAGAGGCCCCUGGAAGAAACAAAUGAUACAGAAGACGCCGUUAAGACGCUUGAAAAUGGUAGCCCUGCAAUCGCUGCCAGUACAAGUACUAUGUGGACAGCAUCAGGCCCUUCGCAAAAGGCUUCAACUGAGGCAAGCGACGCGAACGAGAAGCUCUCACGUCCGGCGCAGGAAGCAUUGACAUUCCCAGGCACUGUUCAAGCAGUGGCCCCUCAGAAGCCACCCGUCUCUGUCUGCUCUGUUCCCGACACAGCCUUUUGGAGGCUGUUAGUGGCGGCCCGUUUCGCUUUCCAGCUUCCAUUUUAUGGAGCAGCUAUGGCUAUGCUGCUGAGUUAUGACGGGCUACUAAAGGCUCCUCGGAGCGGCAGUGCGCACAAAACAAGGAUUUCUCACCCCAUCCGUCUACCUUUAAAAGAGCUAAAGGACGUUAAGAGCCGCCUUGAGGUUGUCCUGGCUCACCAGCAGGCGACCGUUGAGUCGCCAGUUUCUCCGUUUCCCAGCUUGACUAAAUUGCUUUCCCGGGUUUUUAGGUCUUCUAAGGGUUCUGAGGGGAAGCCCCACCUGCCCGAGAAACAGAACGGCCAGGGAGCAGCCACAGUCACUACGAAAUGCGCCAGAGCAUCAAGCGGUGCCCAGGAAGGUAUGAAAACUGUUCGACUGACUCUUAACGACAUAUUUGCUACGUGCAUUGUGGGAGGGUAUCAUCGCUGCACAAGUCGGCCGAAAAUCGGGACAGAUUCCAAUGGAACUGAUGACACAAAGGCCGCAACGCAACCUCCGAGUACUAAUCGCAGAAAGGAACAAAUAAACUUUGUAGUGCCUGUGAACCUCCGUCGGCGUGAUGAGGAUGCGAUGGAUCUCCGGAAUCGCUUCGCAAUGCGUGGAGUCCAUGCGGCACUAAGGCGGUCACUGCGAAGCUUUGCCCUACCGAUGGUCAUGUGCCUAGAACGCUGGCUUUACGCCACUUGGCCCGACUUGCUGAUGGCUUACUUUCUUCGUCUAACGCAUAAGGUGGGUGUGGGCGUUUCGGCUUUCUCCUGCGGGGGAACAGUGAGCAUCUGCGUCUCAGCAGACGAAUCUGUGGUGGAGGAUCCUGCUAUUUUGCGGCAGUGCAUCCUUGACGAGUACGAGUCCUUACGAGAAGCCUGCAGGGAGUUUGACUCACACCAAGCUUAG
This is a messenger RNA of Eimeria necatrix, 3156 nucleotides long. RefSeq lists its product as hypothetical. Bases 1 to 3156 code for a protein of 1051 amino acids. Gene Ontology annotation, biological process: triglyceride biosynthetic process. Gene Ontology annotation, molecular function: long-chain-alcohol O-fatty-acyltransferase activity; diacylglycerol O-acyltransferase activity. Gene Ontology annotation, cellular component: plasma membrane. The transcript is spliced from 3 exons. Lineage: Eukaryota; Apicomplexa; Conoidasida; Eucoccidiorida; Eimeriidae. The record is from RefSeq and is a predicted model, not a curated record.